GGUGAUUGUAUCCACGAUGCAGUUUGACGAAGAUAAAUUAAAGAGUUUAGAGCAUCAGUAUAGCCCAAGUAAAUGGAUAAUCAGAUCAAUUCCUGGCGGCCAAGAUCCCGUCUUGCGUUUUUUGAAAAUUGGAUCAGAGGUGAAUGAGAAGUUAAUCAGACAGUUCACUUGCGAUUUAAACAUUGUGUACGGAGAUGGAGAGAAGGCUAAACUGGACAUUUAUUAUCCCCCGGAUUGGAAAAAUCAAACAAAAGAUGUGUUGAUUUUUAUUCAUGGUGGAUAUUGGCAAGCCGGCAGCAAGGAUAAUUACCCUUUUCUAGGACAACAAUUGCAUGAUCUCAACUGUAUAUUUGUGGCUCUGGGAUAUGACCUGGCUCCUGAGGCGUCCAUGGAUGGCAUGGUGGCACAAAUACAGAGUGCUAUUGUUUUUACAGGGAGAAGAUUUCCAUCUUCAAGACUUUUCUUGGUCGGACAUUCGGCAGGAGCUCAUCUCUCCGCAAUGAUGAUGACGAUGAACUGGGAGGACAGCGGUCUUUCACCUCAAAGAUUUACAGGUGUUUGUCUUCUCAGUGGUGUAUACGACCUGGAGCCUUUGUUACCAACUUACAUCAAUGAGCCCAUCAAGAUGAAUAAAGAAAUUGCGGUCAGGAAUAGUCCAAUGAAAGUCGUCCAAUCCAGAGGGUUAACUAUCCAGUGCAAAGUUCUGAUUGUGGUAGCGGAACAUGAUAGUCCUGCAUUUCAUCAUCAAAAAAAUUUUUCCAAUUUACUAAAAGAAACGAUGGUACAUCCCAGUGUGGAGCAUCUUGAGCUCCCUGGCGUUGAUCAUUUUGAUAUGCUGGAAAAAUGUGCGGAAAGGAAUUUCAUUCUUAACCAGGUUCUGGCGAAUUUUAUGAAGAGUGACAUUAAAUGUACUUUAUAA
Messenger RNA from Dendronephthya gigantea, 919 nucleotides. Its product is annotated as kynurenine formamidase-like. The record is from RefSeq and is a predicted model, not a curated record. The transcript has 10 exons. The coding region runs from base 17 to 919 and encodes 300 amino acids. Gene Ontology annotation, molecular function: hydrolase activity. Lineage: Eukaryota; Metazoa; Cnidaria; Anthozoa; Malacalcyonacea; Nephtheidae.